Bombus pyrosoma is the source of this 759-nucleotide messenger RNA. RefSeq lists its product as uncharacterized. Bases 1 to 759 code for a protein of 252 amino acids. NCBI's taxonomy places the organism in Eukaryota, Metazoa, Arthropoda, Insecta, Hymenoptera, Apidae. The record is from RefSeq and is a predicted model, not a curated record. The transcript has 6 exons.
AUGAAAUUAACACCAUUGGAAAGAAAUAUUGAUAAUCAAGCGAAUUAUUACAUAAACCUGAGCACCAAUACCCCUGACGGUAUCGGGCAAUGCAUCAUUGCUGUAAGCAAUAUUAGUGAGAUCAGCAUGCAUUUUUCCUGGAUGAAACGAAAUGUGCAAACUGACAUGCACAGAAUACAUACAAAGAAUUAUUUUCCCUUAGAACUGCUUCACAUUAAUCCAGACCAAGGAGUUUUCGCACCAACUUCCGUUCACUAUUUUACUGUAACGGCUGAAUAUAAAGAUUUACAACCAAAUUAUUAUUUUGCUGUUCUACAAUUAUACGUAGAAGAUAUACCAGUUGAUGCGAUACCAAAAAAUACGGAUCUACAAACGAAAGAAUGCACCACAAAACAACGAACAUGUCCAGCUUCUGUAGACGUUUGGAUCGCCGAUGUCGAAGUUUGGUUGCAAUACAUGAUGGAUGAGGAGGAUAAAACUGAUCGAACAACAGAAGAAGUAUUGAAACAUAUCUUGGAUGUGCCAUCAGAUAUCAAAUAUCCCCGAUCAGAUUACGAAGAAGAAGAAGACAAAGAAGAAAUGAUAGAAGAAUUACUAGAAGAAGAAUUUGAAGAAGGAACAUCAACGUGUCAGUUAGAAGCAGAUGAAUUAUUUCAUCACCACGAUUUAGUAAACCUAAACCAAUUCGACCUACUGUGGCAAGAGCAUAUAAUAAGCAUGGGUAUCAUUAGACCCACGAGGCUUGUAAUUUUAAGAUAA